This is a messenger RNA of Pleurotus ostreatus (oyster mushroom), 2463 nucleotides long. It is a transcript of the gene SEY1, whose product is annotated as Dynamin-like GTPase that mediates homotypic ER fusion. Gene Ontology annotation, biological process: endoplasmic reticulum membrane fusion. The transcript is spliced from 11 exons. NCBI's taxonomy places the organism in Eukaryota, Fungi, Basidiomycota, Agaricomycetes, Agaricales, Pleurotaceae. Gene Ontology annotation, molecular function: GTPase activity; GTP binding. Gene Ontology annotation, cellular component: endoplasmic reticulum. The coding region runs from base 1 to 2463 and encodes 820 amino acids. The record is from RefSeq and is a predicted model, not a curated record.
AUGGCGUCUUCAUCAUCUACUGCGCUGCAGAACGGUAGCCCGCCACAAUCCGCGCCCGACGCUUUGUCGCAGCGAAUACAAAUUAUUGACGACACGAAGACAUUUACGAACGACUUGAACGCACAAAUAGAACGAUGGGGACUACGAGAUGCGGGCUUCUCAUACAACGUUGUGGCCGUAUUUGGUUCACAAUCAACGGGCAAAAGUACUCUACUGAAUGGCCUUUUUGGCACUACUUUUGAUGUAAUGGACGAGUCCAAACGCCAGCAAACUACGAAAGGCAUCUGGAUGUGCCGUGGUACGGAGAUGAACGUAAUGGUGAUGGACGUAGAAGGAACGGACGGACGGGAACGCGGCGAGGACCAAGACUUCGAACGCAAAUCGGCGCUGUUUUCGCUGGCUUCGUCAGAGGUCCUCAUUGUCAACCUCUGGGAGCACCAAGUUGGUCUCUACCAAGGCGCCAACAUGGGACUCUUGAAGACAGUCUUCGAAGUCAAUCUUGGGUUGUUCGGGAAAAAGGGCCCCGAUGGAACAAAUUCCCGGACAUUGCUGCUGUUCGUCAUCCGGGAUCACAUUGGGACGACGCCGCUUGCCAACUUGGAGGCGACACUGACGCAGGAUAUUAUGAGGAUCUGGGACUCACUCGCGAAGCCGACGGAGCUCAAAGAUAGCCAACUUUCCGAUUACUUUGACUUGGCAUUCACAGCACUUCCCCACAAAUAUCUCGUUCCAGAGAAGUUCCAGGAGGCUCUGGCCGCACUGCGCAACCGCUUCGUCAGCAAAGAUGACCCCAACUUCGUGUUCAAGCCAGCAUACCACAAACGCAUCCCUGCCGAUGGUGUAGCCUUCUACAUGGAAGGCAUAUGGGAACAAGUCCAAACCAACAAGGACUUGGAUCUUCCGACCCAACAAGAACUGUUAGCUCAGUUCCGUUGCGAUGAGAUUUCUGGCGUUGCAUUGUCAGAGUUCAACGAGCAAGCGAAGUCUCAAAAGCGACCCAUAGAGUCGGGUCGUGUAGUGGAAGAUCUUGGAAAGAUGAUGAAGAGUUGGCGGACCGAGGCCCUUGCCCGCUAUGACCGAGACGCUUCGCGUUAUCACCAGGGCGUCUACAAACGAAAACGUGCAGAUCUUCUCGCAGCUCUCGACUCUACGCUCUCGCCUCUCUUCUUAGGCCAGCUAAAGAACUUGCAUAAAUCAUGCCUCGUCACUUUCAAGAAGGAUAUGUUGCAAGGCAUGACCGGAGAGGGCUACAACUUCGCUGACGUCGUUGAACAAGCGCGAGAAAAAUGCGAAGGGGACUUUGCGGCUGGUGCUAAGGAGGCGGUUGUGGAGGAGGACAGCGACUUGUGGGGUUGGGAAGAGGAGCUCGAGUUGUUGAAGGAGGAGAUACGGAGCGUGGCCAAUCAGUGUAGGAAGGACGAGACGAAGAAGAUGGUCAACCUCAUCGAGAAAACCUUCAAGAAGCAAAUUUCCGAGCCCGUGGAAUUGCAUUUGAACAAGCCUGCUCCCAAUAUGUGGGACAACAUAUUGAAGGUCUUCAAGGACACUUUGGAGAAGGCGGAAAAACAGUACCUCGCCAAGGCCAAGAGUUUCGAUUGUACAGAGGAAGAGAACGACGUUGCCCUUGCUGAUAUCCGUCAACGCGCUUGGAUGGCCCUACGCCAGAAGGUUGAUGAGCAGACCACCGACGCAGUGAUCCUCAGCAAGUUGAGGGCUCACUUCGAGGAGCGGUUCAGAUACGACGAACAUGGUGUACCAAGAGUCUGGAAGCCAGAAGAUGAUAUCGAUAGCGUGUUCAAGAAGGCGAAGGAACAGACCCUCGAAAUCGUACCCCUUUACUCGAAAAUCUCACCAGCAGACUCGGCCAACUCGUGGAUGCUCCCUCCCUCCGCUCCCUCUCUCAACUCAUCUGAAGAUGACUUUGACUUCGAAGCCUCCCUCAUCAUCUUCACCGAGACCAAGGUCAUCGACCUCACCAACAAGUUCCGUCGGGAUGCAGAUGCCUACUACGUUGAGGCGAAGCGCAGCACCGUCAGCAGCAUCGCACAGAUACCAGCGUGGAUGUUCGGUGUACUUGUGGUGCUUGGCUGGAACGAAGCGAUGUUGGUGCUGUUCAACCCAUUGUACUUCACAAUGCUCUUGGUUGGUCUUGUUUCUGCGUAUCUAAUAAUGCAACUUGGUCUGGCUGGCCCACUAUAUCAAGUGAUACGGACUGUAGCGGCUGAGGUUCAACGACAGGCAACAGCCAAGUUACGAGAGCAGUUCGCUCAACCUGCCCUCGAAGCUCCCGUGCGGUCUACCUCGGCUGCCGCAAACACAACCACACGCACAUCAAGUAGGACGGCGAACGGUGUCGCAGCAGCAGGCAACGGCGCUGCCAGAGGCCUGAGAGACACUACCGGCCUUGGUCGCGGUGGCUUCGAACCAGAAGAGCUGAGAAGGAGGAAUAUGGAAAGCAUGUAA